This is a messenger RNA of Ilex paraguariensis (yerba mate), 564 nucleotides long. The record is from the annotation of a GenBank genome assembly. NCBI's taxonomy places the organism in Eukaryota, Viridiplantae, Streptophyta, Magnoliopsida, Aquifoliales, Aquifoliaceae.
AUGGGCUGCAGUCUGGUUUCACGACAGCAACGACGAAAUGCUAGCCAUUGCACACAGACACUUGGAAAAGGACCAGCAAAUCAAGAGGCCAGGAAGAAAACCAGAGGGAAUAACACCUCUAGUUUUUGUGGGAGAAUGGCUCAAUUUCAGAACCACGAACUAGAAUACAUAGUUGAUGACUAUUAUGACACUACCGAUUUCGAUGAUAACCCUUUCGAAGAAGAUGAAUUGCCACGAAGCGGUGGUGUUGAUGACUCUUUGGAUUCAGACUUUGAGGACGACUUGGAACUGAGCAAGCCAAAGACUGAUACAUCGGCUCAGGAAGCUAGAAAUGGCAAAGACAUUCAAGGUAUUCCAUGGGAGAGGCUCAAUUUUACCAGAGACAAAUAUCGUGAAUCAAGGCUGAAGCAGUACAAAAAUUAUGAGAAUCUCUCGUGCUCUCGUGAAGAACUUGAAAAGGAAUGCAAGCAAGUGGAGAAGGGCCACAACUUUUAUGACUUCCAGUUCAAUACAAGGCUUGUGAAAUCAACAAUUGUGCAUUUCCAGGUGCUAUGCUUGUAUUAA